AUGACCACUCCAGCACCUCCUUCAAUUCAUGUCAACGGCCUGCUCGAGCUUGAUGUUGACGACCAUAUGUCGUUGGUCUCAGCAUGGAUAACACCAACUUUGCCCUCUCCAGAGACUAUCCCGGAAAAUGACAACAUCCAGGACUAUCUGGACAAAAGGCUUCAUCGACACGCAGUUGUCGAUCCAUUUGAUACCACCGAAACCUAUCGAUCGUUUUGGCCAAGAAGACUCUUUCAAUAUCUUUUCGAUCGACAGGCCGUUUCUGGCGUCAUCAAGGAGCUUAUCGACGAAGGCGCACUACAGGUCAAACGUAGUGAAACGGAAGCCGAGUGUCGCGAGUCUUGGACAGAGAAGGUCUGCGGUGGUGGUGUAGAUGGUCGAGGAUAUCGGCUCAUACUAGCCAUACUGAUUUUUCUCGACAUGGCUAGGGACCUCGGAAGCUUUGUAGAUGAGGGUAUUGACGAUUCUAGGUUGCCAUUGACGCAGAGUCUGAUCGAUAGUUAUCAGUCAGGGGAAAGCAAAACUUCUGCUAGGCCCUUCCAAAAGUGGCGUAUCCGGUGCAUCAAGGAUUUCUACGACUAUCAAUACCGCCUCUUGAUUCCCAUCCUAAUGAAGACAGACGUUCCUGGAGAGGUAUCACACUAUGACUUCAUGGCCAAACAAAUCGUUCCCUGGAUUGCCAUACAAAACAGAAUUCCAGAAUCGUCGACCGAUGGACCAACCAUCACUCUAGGUGGUGGCUUUGGCGAGGUCAAGCAGAUUGUGAUCCAUGCCUGGCAACAUCACUUUGACGAAACCCUCAAGAAUCUCUCGGCAAGCCCUAGCUGCUUCGCACUCAAGCGACUGUACAUCUCGGACAAGCAAGAAUUUGAACAAGAAGUGAAACACUUGAAGCGUUUCGGGGGUCGGCAUCCUCACAUUGUGACGUUGCUUGCUACCUUUGCCCGGGAAACAGCUGGUGAGACCGAAUACUCUCUCCUGUUUCCUUGGGCCGAUUGCGAUUUAUUGGAGUUUUGGCGCCGGAAAACAAGUCUUGCGAGAGACCAUCAGCUGUGCAAGUGGAUCGCAAGGCAAUUGCUUGGUAUCACCGACGCGCUCCAGUUCAUACACGACCCCAAAGUGUUGGACGCAGACGGCAAUCGGCUCUACGGUAGACAUGGAGACAUCAAACCCGAGAAUAUUCUCUGGUUCAGUUCACCCUAUGAUCGAGGGAACUUGGUUCUCUCUGACCUUGGCUUGACCAGAACCCACCGAAUAGAAUCGCGAUCGAACAGGCCAGGAGCGCAGAUCCCAGUCUCUCCAAACUAUAGACCUCCAGAAUGUGAUAUUGAUGGCAACGAUGGUCGCAUUUCCAGAUCCUUUGACAUAUGGACACUAGGUUGUCUUUUCCUCGAAUUUGUGGUCUGGGCCCUGGAAGGCUGGGAAGGGUACUGCCGUUUCAAGGAUAGCCGCAUGUCGCCAUACAUCCAUGGCCACGAUACGCCAGUGUAUUUUGAUAUCGUCCAGGUCAAGGAUGGCAAUCAAGAGACUGAGGGACGAAGAAAGCUCGUUUACGCUGUGGAUAUCAAGGAGAGUGUGACUAGGGUGAGUGCAGGUGUCUUUCCACAUAUUGUCGCGGACCCUCCUUAA
This is a messenger RNA of Colletotrichum tamarilloi, 1629 nucleotides long. Its product is annotated as CMGC protein kinase. The coding region runs from base 1 to 1629 and encodes 542 amino acids. Lineage: Eukaryota; Fungi; Ascomycota; Sordariomycetes; Glomerellales; Glomerellaceae. Gene Ontology annotation, molecular function: ATP binding; protein serine/threonine kinase activity. The record is from RefSeq and is a predicted model, not a curated record. Gene Ontology annotation, biological process: peptidyl-threonine phosphorylation; peptidyl-serine phosphorylation. The transcript is spliced from 2 exons.